Molecule: messenger RNA, 867 nt
Organism: Micromonas pusilla CCMP1545
Lineage: Eukaryota; Viridiplantae; Chlorophyta; Mamiellophyceae; Mamiellales; Mamiellaceae
Exons: 2
Coding region: 1-867 (288 amino acids)
Molecular function (GO): protein binding
Source: RefSeq, a predicted model, not a curated record
AUGCGACCGUCGUCGCGGACGGCGUCGUCGUCGUCGUCGUCGCGCGUCCUCCGCGCGGACGCCGCGAGGACGCGCGGCGGCGUCUCGCGGUCGUCGCGCCCGGACGGCGGCGUCCGCGUCGCGGGUCUCGCGCUCGGCAAUCUGUCGUUGCUUCUCCUCGCGCUCCUCCUCGCGCUCUCCGCGCUCGCGACGACCGCGGACGCGACGUCGGGGACGUACGUCGACGUCACGGUGUCGUACACCUCGCAAGUCGCGGGGCGGUUCGGGUACCAGCCCACGCAGCGCAGCGGGCAGAGCAUGACGCGCGUGGAUUCGACCGCGUCCGUGAUGUUCGGCGGCCUCGCCGCCUCAGGGGUGUUAAACGACGUGUGGGAGUACAACCACUCGACCGGGUUCUGGACGCGUCUCCACGCGGGCGGGAGCACGCCCGCGGACGCGUCCGCGCCGACGGUGCCGCCGCCGCGGGUCGGGCACGCCGCGGUCGUGCUUCAGGGCGACCUGUGGAUCUUCGGCGGGUACGACCCGGACGCGGGUGACAUGAACGACCUCUGGAAGUUCGAUCGAUCGGAGGGGACGUGGUCGCAGGCGGCGCCGCUCGGAGGCGGCGCGAGCGCGACGACGUGGCCGGCGACGCGAAGCGGCGCGUCCGCGACCGCGUCGGACCCCACCUCGGGGACGAGUUUCGUGCUGUUCGGGGGUAACUUGAAGAACGACGUGUGGAGCUACGACGUCUCCACCGGGGCGUGGAGUCUGUUGAUGAACGAGGUCGCGAGCACGUCGGACGCGGCGGCGGCGUUCGCGAGGUUCUCCGCGGCUGCGGCGGCGACGCUGGCGGCGGUGUCGUGCGCGGCGCUCCUCGUCGCGUGA